This is a messenger RNA of Lytechinus variegatus (green sea urchin), 3586 nucleotides long. It is a transcript of the gene lrrc40, whose product is annotated as leucine-rich repeat-containing protein 40-like. The coding region runs from base 58 to 1866 and encodes 602 amino acids. The record is from RefSeq and is a predicted model, not a curated record. The transcript has 13 exons. NCBI's taxonomy places the organism in Eukaryota, Metazoa, Echinodermata, Echinoidea, Temnopleuroida, Toxopneustidae. Gene Ontology annotation, molecular function: protein binding.
UUAUGCAAUCGCUUGUCGAUGUCAUUUUGAACACGUCGUUAGUGGCACUUUUCGAAAAUGUCUCGUCGUGGUGGGAGGCAGCCCUUCAAUCCCAGAGCUGGAUUUCAGAGAACCAAUAAUAAUAAGGAAGAUGAUGGAAAAGGUGUUUCGAAUGUCAUCCUCAAACAAGCACGCUCCAGUGGACAAUUGAAUUUAUCUAACCGUUCACUCGCAACUGUUCCUCAGUCAGUAUGGAAUAUCAACAUUGACGUCCCUCCUGAAGCGAAGAAUGUAUCACUGGACAACCAGGAUGAGAGAUGGUGGGAUCAGACCGAUUUGGUGAAGCUCAUUCUCGCUUCAAACAAACUCGAAGAACUCUCAAAUGAUAUCCAACAGCUGCCAGCUCUUACUGUGCUUGAUGUUCACGACAAUAAGUUGACCUCCUUACCAACUGCGAUUGGAGAACUUCGGAACUUGCAGAGAUUGAAUAUAAGCCACAAUUGUUUAACAGAGCUUCCAUCACAGAUAUCCCAGCUUCAUGAUCUUCUCUUCCUUCAUGUUCAGCAUAAUAAGAUCAGUGUUCUCCAAGAUGGUCUUGGUGACCUUAACCACCUGGAAAACUUGGAUGUAUCUAAUAACCAGUUGAGAGAUCUGCCUGAAUCAAUCGGUAGCCUGCGUAAAUUAAAGAGUCUGAACGCAUCUGAGAAUCAACUACUGCUGGUCCCAUCAACCAUUGGUAACCUAAAAGGAGUUCGGAUGCUAGAACUGAGUAGCAACAGACUGACCUCACUACCCGAGGAGAUGGGUUACAUGUCAUCGUUAGAGCAGCUCCAUGUCAAGUUCAACAAAAUUACAUCUCUACCUCCUUUCACAAAAUGCAAAGAUCUGAAGGAACUCCAUGCUGGUAAUAACAAUAUUUCAGAGCUGAGUGUUGAGCUGCUCCAGUCCCUAUCAUCUCUCAAUGUAUUAGAUCUGAGAGAUAACAAGAUAACCACCAUUCCUGAAGACUUAAUAAAAGUUACCACUCUCACCAGACUCAAUAUUGCCAACAAUAAUGUUUCAAGUCUACCAUAUAAGCUUGGUAAUCUAACAUCACUAAGAUCUAUGGUCUUAGACGGAAACCCACUUCGUAGUAUCAGGAGAGAUAUUGUCAAUAGAGGCACAAUGGAGCUGAUGAAGUACUUGAGGAGUCGCAUAGAGGAGACUCCGGAGGAUGCACCCGACAGUUCAUCGGCAUCUGAUCCAUCAAGUGUUAUAGGCCGGACAGAGGCAGUGGCUGGCAAGACCUUGGACUACAGUAAUAAGAAGUCGGGAACAAUACCAGUCUCUUUAUGGGAGCCUGCCAAGGAGAGCGGAGUCACUGCCGUCAACUUCAGCAAAAACAUGCUCACACAAGUACCAGAAAAUUUGAUCUUACUUCAUAAAACUGUGGUGGAUGUGAAUCUGAGUGUUAAUAAGAUACCAGCUCUUCCCGUUGAGAUGCAGAUGAUGGUCAACAUCACAAGACUUGAUCUAGGGAGCAACGGUCUAAGCACCAUCCCCGCUGUGUUUGAGACAAUGACCGGGAUGCGCGAGCUCGUCAUCUCCUAUAACCGCUUCACCAAGAUUCCUGAGGUUGUCUUCACCUGGUCCAAUCUUGAGAAUCUGUUGGCCAAUGAUAACCAGAUUGGAGAAAUAGACUUGACUGGUCUCAAACGCCUUACCAAGAUAUCUACACUCGAUCUACAGAACAAUGACAUUGGAGAGGUUCCUCCUGAACUGGGAACAGUUACCAGUCUCAGGUCUCUUUUGCUUGCUGGUAACCGGUUUAGGAACCCACGCCCAGCCAUCCUGAACAAAGGAACCGUUGCUCUUCUAGCUUACCUUCGAGACAGGAUCCCAACGUAACAAGCUUUCACUCAGGAACACACAGAUAUAAUAAAACAAAUAAUGCAUAUUAUCAAGGGCAUUAGUAAGAAUUAUACACACAAGGUGCAUUGGGAACAGUUCUAUCAUUUGGACUGUUACAAAGCAAAGAUGUGUUGGUUAAUAUUCUAAUGCCCAAGCGAAAUAAUGUGUAUUAUAUGUUAUGAUAGUGAUGUGGAUGCUUGUUUAUUUGAUAAACCAUCCUCAUCUCAAAACAUAUGCAUUAUUUGUUUUAUUAAGAUAAUAAUGUGGAUCCUUGUUUAUUUGAUAAACCAUCCUCAUCUCAAAACAUAUGCAUUAUUUGUUUUAUAAGAUAAUAAUGUGGAUCCUUGAUUAUUUGAUAAACCAUCCUCAUCUCAAAACAUAUGCAUUAUUUGUUUUAUAAGAUAAUAAUGUGGAUCCUUGAUUAUUUGAUAAACCAUCCUCAUCUCAAAACAUAUGCAUUAUUUGUUUUAUAAGAUAAUAAUGUGGAUCCUUGAUUAUUUGAUAAACCAUCCUCAUCUCAAAUUCAUGAGCAGUCAUUAUACUUUUCUCCUGACUGGUCAUUAGUAAAUCUUAUUAGAAUCCAAUUCAUCAUCUUAUAAUGCAUAUUAAGGUCAUAGUUACACUGCCAACUACAUUUUUAAUUGCAAUUGCCUGCUGAUUGAAACAUAUUUUUUAGGGGAAGGGGAUGGAUAUGGGGUCAAAGUUCAGCAAAUUAAUGCUUUACUUUUCUCUGAUUCAAAUGGUUUUGUCCUAGAAUCACAACACUGAAUGAGAUUUAAUCACUAUGCAAUUGAAUAAAAAAGAUGUGUGCUAAAAUAUAACUCAUGGCCACUGUAUUUGUUGAUAUAAUAAAUGUUACAAUAUCAUUAGACUCAUAUCAUUUACAAGUCCGCAUGUUGUGUAUUCAUUGUGUAAUAUUAGUACAUUAUUUUAUUAUGUACUUUUUAUGAUUUAUACAUGUAAUCCUACUUAAUCACUUAAUAUAAAACCCUAUUUUUAUUUUCAUUUAAAAUGAAUAUUGAUUUCUCAUGUAUAAUGCUACAUUCCACAUCACAGCAAAUGGAUUUAAGAAUACUCUUCAUAUUCCUUGGUUAAAAUGAAUUCCGUUUCUUUCUUAUCCCUUUUCAUUUUGAUAUGCUAAAAUGUAUACUAUUUGUUACAUUUCCGUCGGCUUUCGUGCAUGAUUGAAAAAUUGACCCAGCUUUCCGAAUUCCCUCUAUGAAAAAUCCUAAUAAGACUCCAAAAUGUUCUUUUGAACUUUUGUAUUUAUGCAUAUUGAUAUUUUCAUCAGUUACAUGUAUUGUGUCAGAAUAUGGGAUUCUGCAUACAAACAUAUGUGCUGUAAACUUAUUAUUUUUUUCUAUUUAACAUAAUUAUAAAUCAUAAUUAAGAUUGUAUGAUUGUGCCAUAAACAAUAAAUAUAUUGUAGAUAAGAAUGUAAAAUCAAAUAGCUAUUCUUAUAAAUGUGUAAAAUAUGAUUAGGCACUAAAUUUAAUAUAAAUAUGUUAUAAUUUAUCAUGUAUAUACAUGUAUACUUGACAUAUUAUUCUUGAUUUGCAGUACUUCUCAAAAUGCUUGUGUACUGCUUCUUGGCUGUUCCAUUUAUUUACAUGCACAUCCAAAUCAGUCUAUAUUAUCUAUGCUUGGCAUGCAUGCAGUACAAUUUUUUUCUGCAAGUACUUUUUUAUAUGCUUGUGUGUGAAACAAAUAAAUUGCU